This is a messenger RNA of Amorphotheca resinae ATCC 22711, 1467 nucleotides long. RefSeq lists its product as hypothetical. The record is from RefSeq and is a predicted model, not a curated record. Gene Ontology annotation, biological process: transmembrane transport. The transcript has 8 exons. Lineage: Eukaryota; Fungi; Ascomycota; Leotiomycetes; Helotiales; Amorphothecaceae. Gene Ontology annotation, molecular function: transmembrane transporter activity. The coding region runs from base 1 to 1467 and encodes 488 amino acids. Gene Ontology annotation, cellular component: membrane.
AUGGCUGAAGAGAAGAAGGCCGUCGACGUCGACGCGCACGUGACCGAUUCAGGGAGCGAAGAAGCGGCCGCCCCCAGCUCGAUUAUCAAGGAGACGCCUCAGAAAAAAUGGACCUCAUAUUUAUGGGAUACGUUCGAUAAGUCCCCCGAGGAGCGCAGGUUUCUGUUCAAACUUGAUGCCGCCAUCUUGACGUUUGCAUCGCUCGGCUAUUUCAUCAAAUAUCUGGAUCAGACGAAUAUUAAUAAUGCUUUCGUGUCUGGGAUGAAAGAGGAUUUGAAUCUCUAUGGAGACCAACUCAACUAUAUGACAACCGCGUGGACAGUGGGAUAUGUUAUUGGAGAGAUACCCAGCAAUAUUCUUCUGACGCGGAUUCGGCCCUCGAUAUGGAUCCCUGCUUGCGAGCUCAUAUGGACCGUCCUUACCAUGUGCUUGUCUCGCUGCAAUACCGCGAGCCAGAUCUAUGCCCUGCGUUUCUUCGUUGGAUUAGCGGAAAGCGGUUUCUACCCUGGAAUGCAGUAUGUGAUCGGGUCCUGGUACAGGAAGGAUGAAUUGGCCAAGAGAUCUUGCAUUUUCCACACCAGUAGUGGCCUGGGAACCAUGUUUUCCGGCUACUUGAUGGCUGCUGUGUAUCAUCUAGAGGGAAAGGGCGGUCUUCGCGGCUGGCAAUGGCUCUUCAUCAUUGAUGGAGUGAUUUCGCUUCCGGUUGCAUUGGCCGGCUUCUUUGUGCUUCCAGAUGUCCCUGAAAUAUCAAGAGUCUGGUACUUGUCCGAACAGGAACGGGAAUUCGGCAAAAAGAGAAUGGAGCUCGAGGGCCGAGAGCAGAGAAAGCCAUACACAGUGGCCAAGAUAAAAAAGAUCAUGACUUCAUGGCAUAUAUACCUUUUGAGUCUAGUAUACAUAUGUUUCAACAAUGGAGCAGCGGCUGCACCCAUCUUCGCUCAAUUCUUGAAGGAUUCAAAACAUCCCAAGUACUCCGUUAGUCAAAUCAACGCAUAUCCUACUGGGACAUCUGCAGUGCAAGUUGUAUCUACACUCGUAUAUGCCUGGGUCUCGGACGCCGUCUUGAAUGGUCGGCGCUGGCCUCCAAUUGUCUUUGGCGCGAUUAUCAACAUAAUUUGCUACGUUUCACUCGCAGUAUGGGACAUCCCCAAUGGCUGGAAAUGGGCCUGCUACUACAUCUGCGGUUGUGGGUACGGCCUCUCAGGCUUGAUCAUGGCCUGGGGGCAUGAAAUAUGCAAUGAUGAUAACGAAGAAAGAGCAAUUGUGAUUGCCAGCAUGAACGAGAUGGCCUAUGUCGUGCAAGCCUGGCUUCCACUCAUCGUCUGGCAGCAGGUUGAUGCACCACAGUACCAGAAAGGUUUCAUUACUGUAUCCUGCCUCUCUGUGGUAUUGAUCAUAAGCACGUUUGCUGUUCGAUUUUUGUGGAAGAGGGAAAAGCUAAGGUAUGUCGCGAGAUAUCGUGAUUAG